UGUACGUAUCAGCUUGCUGUGGUUCUAAUCAUGGAAGCAAGAGGCGAGAGUUGAAGGGCUAAUCUCGCCCAGAAUACAAUAAUAGGAACGUUUUCUUUCUGGUCGCCCAACACUGACGCGCUUGUACCGAUUUGUUGAAUAUCUCAACGACCAAAGCUGCUCAGUGUUUGAGCAUUACUGACAAUGGAGGACUCGCCUAGUUCACUGGUGGCGGCUGCCCUGCAGGCUAAGCCGUCCACUCGCCUAGGAGGUAGCGGCGCCGGCGCAGCUGGUGAUACGAACCUGAUUGAAACGUACCUGGGUCGCCUGGAUAUCAGUGCGGGAGAGUUGAAGGGUGAAAUAUUCGAUAUGAUCAAGGAGAAGUAUCAGGAGUUUCUACCAAUGUUCCAUGACACUGGCGAGAUGAGUGCUAAGGUUCAACGCCUGUCACGUGACAUGGACAGCCUCAGUGAUCGCGUCCAGGUCAGUUGUAAACCAGCACUACAGGCGGCAUCUCAACACCAGGGCAAGCUCAAGACACGUCUGGAGGAGUGCAAUAGUCACAUAUCUCUCCUCUCCGAGCUUCUAGCCAUAUUUGAUGAAUUUGAAGGGGCGCAGAAGGACUACGAGUGUUCUAAUUACCUAUCGGCUGCCAAGCGCUUAAAGCAAGCUAGUGGACAUUUGCAAGUAACAUUGUCGGGUGGCUGUGAGCUGCAGAUCUACCUCUCACUGAAGGAUGAGCUAGACCGGCAACGCUGUGAUCUGCUCGGUCUACUGCGCAAUGCCUGGGAGCAGGCGUUCAAGUUGAGCCUGUCGAAAACGGCCAACCGCACGACAGCAUCUUCUACGAUGAACCUGGAGCUGAACAGUCGACUAACUGUGCAUACCGGCCGUGAUAUCACCAUGGCUACGCUCCUGCAAUGCCUUGAGUUACUAGGUGUGUUGGAGAGGGAGGUAUUGGAACUAGGUCAGAAUCUCCUGAAGUAUUUCCUCGUGCCGACAAUCAGCUCUCGGGUGAAAGUUUCCGUCACGACGCUAUCACGCAGCUUCAUGAUCACUCUUGCUGACGAUGCCGCCUCUGCAGAGACGGAAGCGCAUCAAAGACCAGUAGCUGUGUACAGAUCAACUCUGGAGCUGUUUGACGUCAUCAGUCGCUUCCUGUCCUCGGCAGGUGACGACCUGUCGUUGAUGAUGAAAAACAAACUAGGCCCUGCAAUCUGGCAGAAGGUUUGUGAAGCCAUCAUCAAUAAAUGUCUCGCACCGGCCGUUCCGAGCAACGCUGAACAGUUGCAGUUGUUUUCGAAUGUGAUCACGGCCACCCAGGACUUUGAGAGGAGCAUGUUCGACAAAGGUUUUGUCCCUGAUGCCCAGGCGUCCACCCUCAGCAAGUACACCAGCAAUGUCAACAUUCACUUUGCUAGCAAGAAGUGUGAAGAUUUGUUGGUGCGCGCUCGCUCUCUGAUGGUCAGCGACCUGCAUAACACCGUACUCAUUGCUCCUCACUCCAGCACAGGGUUGAAGACACCAUCGGACAGUACAUGCUCACCUUCUGCGGACAGCCUAUCGUUUGAUGAAAAGCGGAGUGAAGCGGAGCUAUCACUGGCCGAGGGUGUGCUAUACAUGCCCCGCUGUCGGGUCAGCACCUUCGUUCAAGACCUUGUGCAGCUGGCUAGGGACACUUUGCAGGAGGCCACACGCUCAUCGGUGGAGAGUGCUAUCCAGCUGUUCUUCAGUGUACGUAACGUCUUCGAGCUGUACCCACUGGUGACGCCCACGUUUCAUCGGCGUGCCGUCUCCGACAUUCCUCUUCUCGCCGCCGUACAGCACAACAACUCGUUCUACUUGGCACAUCAGCUGCUGACGCUUGGCCACCAGUUCCGUUCACAGCUGCCCGCCAAGUCCUGGUUAAGCGAGGCGGCCGCGUUUGUCGAUCUGGUGCCGUCCAUCCGCCGUGUCGGCGAAGAGUGUCUCGUUUCUCAGCUGCUUAAGCAGCAGAAUGAUUUGCUUGCCAGCCUGGAGGGAGCACACCAGUUCACCAAUGCCACGGACAAGAAGCGCUGUGCUGACAUUCGCCGAGCGUUGAGACAGGUGAUGCACCAGCUAGGUCAAUUGUCGUCCGUGUGGCGGGACGUACUGCCCAAGACAGUGUUCCUGCGUAGCAUCGCUCUGCUCAUUGACGCCGUGAUCAACAGUGUUGUGUCUAGCGUUGUGGCAUUGCAGGACAUCUCAGCCACGGAGGCGAUCGCCGUGCACACGGAACUGUCGUCGCUGCUCACCGGCCUACCAGCACACCUAGCCAUGCCGCCGCCACAGCCACAGCGCCAAUCUGACAGCAGCAGCAGCACCACGGCCGCCGCGGACAAGGCAACACCUACUGCGCGUAAAGGCUCCUCUGCAUCGUCGUCCACGGCGGCGAGUUCUGCAGGUGGAGGUGGUGCGAUGGCUGCAGCCAGCCAAGAUCUUGUACCUCUCACGGAUGGUGAACUUCGAGAACUUGUUCCCCACUGGGAAAAGUUCAGGUAUCUUCUUAUUCUGCUGGAUGGGAACCUACAGCUGUUUGUAGACCUGUGGAGCCAGGGCACGGGUCCCAUCUCCAGUAUCUACACGGCUGCGGAGGUGCGCCAGCUCAUACGCGCUCUCUUCCAGAACACGGAGCGGCGCUCCAACGCUCUCACCACAAUCCGCUUACCCGGCACAUGACCAUCGCUCACACACGCACACCACUGACCCUUGCACUGGCCUUUCGUCCCUGUCACCCGUGGUGUGUGGCGAACAUCAGCAAUGGGUGUUGAUUAUCUAGUCACUAUCAUCGUUGUCGUCGCCGUUGUUGUCGUCCAAGGCAGUGUAGCAUUUCCCAACUAGUGUUGUAGUAAGUCAGUUGGGUUUGACUCGUUGGUUGGUGUGUUUAUGAUGUAGAAUACUGCUGCUGCUGCUGCUGCUACUAGUACUUGUGUUGUCAUAGAUACUUGUACUUUCAGAGUUUGUACGUGAUCAAGUUCAACUGGUGGUCAGCUGGUAGUUGCGUGGUCGUACAUACACGCUGUACAUAUUCUCUUUCCACUGCUGGUCACCUGGUACAGCAUGUGCGUGGUCGUACAUACACACUGUACCUAUUCAAGUUCCAUGAUACUGAGUGUGUGAGCGACUAGCAUAAGAUCCUUUAUUGCUGAACAUUCAAGUAAUUAGUUCCAGUGGUGGUACUGCUGGUGGUCACCGCUUGUACUAGUCAUUGCACAACAACACCACCACCAUUACACCGCUCUCAGUCUCACCAAUGCCCGUGACCGUGAUGGUGAGUGCAUUGCAGUGCGGGGGCAUGCAUAUACUGCAUACUCUUCGGGGACCUAGCCGGAUACGUCUUGCGCGCUACUCUCGGCCUUCUCUUGAUUCCCCGGCACUUGCCGGGCAUGCCCUUGCGGUCCGACUGUCUGGCUGCCGGACACGGUUGAUUCUUGUCCAAUGGUGUUUGCUGCCAAUGUGGAUUACCUCUCCCGGGUUACACUCUCUGCAGUGGUUGUUGUUGUUGGCGUCGUCAUCGUCGUCUUGUGCCUCUCUACUUUUAUCCUUGGCCAAUGCAACGAUGUUUGUGAUACUUGGGGUGAUGGCACUGAUGAACGCGUGGAUAUGAAUAGCAUUGCUGCGCUUGCCUCUCUCUCUCCAUUCUGAACCAGUAGCAAUCUAUAAUGGUGAUGAGGAUGUGCCAGUUCUUUACUUUACUACUCAAUUCCAUACCGUAUGAAACACGGUGUGUUUUAUUAUUUACCCCCCCCCCCCCCCCCCCCCCCCACCGCCUGUUUGUGAUUUAUCCGUUCUACAUCUUAGCUGAUUGUACAAAGCUUGCUGAUAUCCUCCCCAUCCCCUUUCACCCCCUUACCCCCACCCCUUUCAACCCCAUGCCAUCGUGUGAUUAUAUUUUCCUAUGCUGCCAGUGACUGCCGUUUUGGCGCUCUGGCCCUCUCAUUUCCGUUUUCUUAACCUUUGAACUUAUUUGAACAAAUUUUACUUGUGCGCGCACGUGACUGCAUUUGCAUCUCUUGAUGUGCUUGGGGAAACCUGCUUCUUUGGA
Molecule: messenger RNA, 4045 nt
Organism: Sycon ciliatum
Lineage: Eukaryota; Metazoa; Porifera; Calcarea; Leucosolenida; Sycettidae
Product: centromere/kinetochore protein zw10 homolog
Exons: 23
Coding region: 184-2679 (831 amino acids)
Biological process (GO): mitotic spindle assembly checkpoint signaling; mitotic cell cycle; endoplasmic reticulum to Golgi vesicle-mediated transport
Cellular component (GO): nucleus; chromosome, centromeric region; RZZ complex
Source: RefSeq, a predicted model, not a curated record